Ostertagia ostertagi is the source of this 381-nucleotide messenger RNA. The record is from the annotation of a GenBank genome assembly. Lineage: Eukaryota; Metazoa; Nematoda; Chromadorea; Rhabditida; Trichostrongylidae.
AUGUCACUUCAUGUGACACCACUGGCUGGCUACGAAUUGGUGAAGUGGUCGUUCACGAACAUUGAUAUCGAGGAAUUCGGUCGCCGCACUACAUACUUCGUUUUCAUGACUUACGGUUUCGAAAUGCCGGAAUACCGACGCUUCUGGGUCCUCCUCGAAAAUCCUGCCGCAACACCUUCUAAUCCAAAGCACACUAAUAAUAUUGAAAUAGCUGUCGCCUCUCAUCAUGCUCAUGGUGAGCAUCAGCACUCGGAGACAUUACGCCAACUUCGUCAUUUGAUUCAAGGACGUCGUCAGACUCCGGAUAUGGCUGUCGGGUGGUGGAAAUGGGGUAUUACCAUGAUCGGUGGAGUAGCUGAGUUGGUUGUGUAUGUCUUCUAG